AUGGCCGCAAGCGGCGGGGCAGAGGGAGGCCUCCCGGAUCUCGGUCGCUACGUGGUGACUCGACCCAUCUACAGUGAGUCCACCUUCCAGGAGGAGAAUGAGAGGAAGCUGGUGGUGCCCAAAACACUCAGGGAGCGUGUCCAGAAAACCUGCAGCUGUUCAAGAAAAAAAGCCUUCCUGGUCACCAAGACCAUCUUCCCAAUUCUGGAAUGGCUGCCCAAGUACAGGAUUAAGGAAUGGCUCCUCAGUGAUAUAAUUUCUGGCAUCAGUACAGGACUUGUGGCCACUUUACAAGGUUUGGCAUAUGCAUUACUGGUUGCAGUUCCAAUUGGAUAUGGCCUCUAUUCUGCAUUUUUCCCCAUCCUGACUUACUUCUUCUUAGGAACAUCAAGACACAUCUCAGUUGGACCUUUCCCUGUGGUCAGUUUAAUGGUGGGCUCAGUAGUACUGAGCAUGGCACCAGAUGAAAAAUUCCUCAUGGUUAACAGUAACAUGACGGGGAUGAAUGGAACUACCUCUGUAGACAUCGCCUCUAGAGACGCACAGCGUGUACUCAUUUCCAGCACUGUCACCUUUUUGGUUGGCAUUAUCCAGCUAGUGUUUGGAGCACUUCAGAUUGGUUUCAUUGUAAGGUAUCUUGCUGAUCCACUGGUUGGGGGCUUUACAACUGCAGCUGCUUUUCAAGUAUUUGUUUCACAAUUAAAAAUAGUGUUAAACGUUUCAACCAAAAACUACAACGGGGUCCUUUCCAUAAUCUAUACACUUAUAGAAAUAUUCGAAAACAUUAGAACCACCAAUAUUGCUGAUUUCGUUGCGGGACUGCUGACUAUCGUUAUUUGUAUGGCCGUCAAAGAAAUUAAUGACCACUUCAGACACAAGAUUCCUAUUCCUAUUCCUAUAGAAGUGAUUGUGACAAUAGUUGCCACUGGCAUUUCAUAUGGGGUUGACCUGGAGAAGAAAUACAAUGCAGGGAUUGUGAAAACUAUUCCUACUGGUUUUUUGCCUCCUGAGCCUCCAGCUGUGAACAUGUUUGGAGAAAUGCUGGCCUCUGCAUUUUCCAUUGCUAUUGUUGCUUAUGCUAUAGCUGUCUCUGUGGGAAAAGUAUAUGCAACCAAGUAUGACUAUACUAUCGAUGGAAAUCAGGAAUUUAUUGCCUUUGGAAUCAGCAACAUUUUUUCAGGAGCCUUUUCUUGUUUUGCUGCUACCACCGCACUGUCUCGCACUGCAGUCCAAGAAAGUACUGGUGGAAAAACUCAGGUUGCUGGCAUAAUCUCAGCUGGAAUUGUAUUAAUUGCUAUUGUAGCUUUGGGGAAACUGCUGGAACCUCUGCAAAAGUCUGUUCUGGCAGCUGUGGUCAUUGCGAACUUAAAAGGGAUGUUCAUGCAAGUAUGCGAUGUCCCCCGUUUGUGGAGGCAGAGCAAGGCAGAUGCUAUGAUCUGGGUUUUCACAUGUAUUGCUUCCAUCAUCCUGGGACUGGAUUUAGGAUUACUUGCUGGUUUGAUAUUUGCACUGCUAACAGUUGUACUGAGAGUCCAGUUUCCUUCCUGGGGUAGCCUUGGCAAUAUUCCUGGCACAGACCUAUAUAAGAACAUCAAAGAAUACAAAAAUGUUGUUGAACCCGAAGGAGUGAAGAUUCUCAAAUUUUCAAGUCCCAUUUUUUAUGCUAAUAUUGAUGGCCUAAGAAGCAGUCUCAAAUCUACUGUGGGAUUUGAUGCUGUGCGGGUGUACAACAAAAGGCUCAAGGCUCUGAGAAAAAUACAGAAACUAAUCAAGAAAGGAAAAUUAAAAGCAACAAAAAAUGGCAUUAUCAGUAAUUCUGGUACUGUAAAUGAGGCUUUUGAAUCUGAUGAAGAUCCAGAAGACCCUGCAGAGCUGGACAUCCCAACCAAAGAAGUGGAAAUCCAGGUGGAUUGGAAUUCCGAACUUCCCGUCAAAGUCAGUGUCCCUCAAGUGCCACUCCACAGCCUAAUUUUUGACUUUGGAGCUGUAUCUUUCAUGGAUGUAGUAGCAGUCAGAGUAAUGAAAACAAUUGUCAAAGAGUUCAAGAGAAUUGAUGUGUCAGUAUACAUCGCGUCCCACCUAGACCACAUUAUUAAAACAUUGGAAUGCUGUGCCUUUUUUGAUGAUGACAUUCAAAAAGAAUUAUUUUUCCUGACUGUUCAUGAUGCUGUACUCCACAUACAGAGUCAAGUCAUGUAUAGAGAUGCCCAAGACCCUAUAGCUGAAAAGAUAUCAUUGAUGCAGGAGUCAAAGGAACCAAUAGAAUUCACAGAAACCAACCAGAAUGAAGAGCUUGAUGUUCAAGAAGAGGCUAUGCGCAGACUUGCUUCAUAA
Candoia aspera is the source of this 2334-nucleotide messenger RNA. It is a transcript of the gene SLC26A4, whose product is annotated as solute carrier family 26 member 4. The record is from RefSeq and is a predicted model, not a curated record. Bases 1 to 2334 code for a protein of 777 amino acids. The transcript has 20 exons. Gene Ontology annotation, molecular function: chloride transmembrane transporter activity; bicarbonate transmembrane transporter activity; sulfate transmembrane transporter activity. NCBI's taxonomy places the organism in Eukaryota, Metazoa, Chordata, Lepidosauria, Squamata, Candoiidae. Gene Ontology annotation, biological process: transmembrane transport. Gene Ontology annotation, cellular component: plasma membrane.